AAGUGCCCAGGGCGCUGGCGGCUGGUCUAUCCGAGCCAUGGGAGCUCCGGGCAGAGGCAGCGGUGGCGGCCGCAGAGGCGGCGGGGGCUGCCCAGGCGGGGGCGAGCGGCGCGGGACGCGGGCCGGGUAGCACGGGCCGAGCGCCGAGCCAUGGGCCGGGUUGGAGCCGGGGGCACAGCGCGGGCGGCAGCGGCCGGGUCCCUGCUGCCGCUGCUGCUGCUCCUGGCUCGGCCUCCGCCUGCCGCCGCCGGCAACAGCAAGGAGAGCGAGGCUGGACUGGUAUCUGAGCACUUCUCACAGGCCCCACAGAAGCUGUCCUUCUACAGCUGGUAUGGCAGCACGCGGCUCUUCCACUUCCGCGUGCCCCCGGACACGGUGCUGCUGCGCUGGCUGCUGCACGUGUCCCAGGGAGGUCCCUCGUGCAGCGACGUAGAGAUCACAGUGCAUUUCCGCUCUGGCGCCCCUCCCGUCAUCAACCCGCUGGGCACCAGCUUCCCUGACAACACGUGGAGCCACGCCUCCUUCCACAUCAGCACUCCGCUGAGCACCAUGCUGCUGGGCAACACCUCAGUCAACGUCUCCCACCCAGCCCCCGGGGACUGGUUCCUGGCUGCUCACCUCCCUCCCUCUUCCCAGAAGAUCCAGGUGAAGGGCUUUGUUCCCACCUGUGCCUACAUCUUCCAGCCUGAAAUGCUGGUAAUGAGGGCGGUUGAAGUCUCCAUCCUAGAGCCUGAUGUUCCCCUCCCACAGACGCUGCUCUCCUACCCCAGCUACCUCAAGAUCUUUGUCCCUGAAUACACCCAGGAGCUUCGGUUGGAACUGCAGGGCUGUGUGUCCAGUAUGAGCCCCGGCUGCCCAGUUCGUCUUACAGCCGGUGCAACCACCCUGCCGAGAAACUUCCAGAGGGUGCUGGCUUGCUCUGGCCUCGCUCCAGCCUGCCAUUUGCUACUGUCCUCUCCGCCCUGGGGCCGCUGGUUACAAGUGACAGUUGAGAGCCUGGCUGACCCUCACGUGACAGUGGGCUUCACUGCUAAAGCUGCCUUUACAGCAUGUAGGCCGUGGAGUGUGACCUUCCAUCAACUUAUACAAAAUGUCCCAAACCAGACUUUUGAUACCUCUGUCGUCCAGCCGUCCCAAAGCGCUGCCCACCCGGACCCGGCCAGGAGUAGCAGGGUAGACAGUGGCCCCUUCUGUCUCCUGAACUAUCCAGUCCUGAGGGAGGACACAGAUGUGGUAUCUGUACACUUCCAGCCCCUGAACGGGGCCUUCGUGCUGGUGCAUUCGAGCAUGCCUUCUGUACUUCAACUCCGCCUUGACACAGGCAUGGACAGUGGAGGCUCCUUCAUCGUCGUCCUGCGGACUAACAAGACAGAGGUCACAAAUGGCACCUUGGUGGCAGCUUGUGUGACCGCUGCCUCACCUUUCCUCAGCUUCAACACUUCCCUCAACUGCACCACAGCCUUCUUCCAGGGCUAUCCCAUGUCUCUGAGUGCCUCAUCUCACAUGGCCAACCUCAUCAUCCCCUAUCCGGAGACAGACAACUGGUACCUCUCCUUGCAGCUUGUGUGCCCUGAGAGUUCUGAGGACUGUGAACAGGCCGCGGUUCGCGUGGAGACCAUCUUGUAUCUGGUGCCCUGUUUGAAUGAUUGCGGGCCCUACGGCCAGUGUCUCCUGCUCCGCAGAUACGGCUAUCUGUACGCAGGCUGCAGCUGCAAGGCAGGUUGGCGUGGGUGGAGCUGCACCGACAACAGCACAGCCCAGACCGUAGCCCAGCAGAGGGCAGCAGCGCUUCUGCUCACGCUCAGCAACCUCAUGUUCCUGGCCCCCAUUGCUAUAUCCCUGCACCGCUCCUUCCUGGUUGAGGCCUCUGUCUACUUUUACACCAUGUUCUUCUCCACGUUCUACCAUGCCUGUGACCAGCCUGGGGAGGCAGUGUUGUGCAUCCUUAACUAUGACACGCUACAGUACUGCGACUUUCUGGGCUCUGGGGCGUCCACCUGGGUGACCAUUCUUUGCAUGGCCCGUCUGAAGACAAUCCUGAAGCAGGUACUGCUUGUCCUGGGCACGCUCGUCAUCGCCAUGUCCUUGCAGAUGGAUCGCAGGGGCAUCUGGAACUUGAUGGGACCUUGUGUCUUUGCUUUUGUGAUCAUGGCCUCCAUGUGGAUAUACCGCUGUGGGCACCGGCGCCAGUGCUACCCUACCUCAUGGCAGCGCUGGGUCUUCUACCUCCUGCCUGGCAUCUCCAUGGCUUCUGUAGGCAUCGCCAUGUACACUUCAAUGAUGACCAGUGACAACUACUACUACACUCACAGCAUUUGGCAUAUCCUACUGGCUGGUAGUGCAGCGUUUCUUCUGCCACCACGAGAGGAAAAAGCUGGGUCCUGGGCCUGUUUGCAGAAGUUCCCCUGUCACUACCAGAUCUGCAGGAAUGAUCGGGAUGAGUUGUACGCAGUGACAUGAUAAGGCUGGCUCGUGGGCAUCUGAAGACCUCUUCAGCUAGGACAGGAACGAGAGGUGCCCAUCUAGCCCCAACCAGGUUUCCAUCUGAAUAAAAUUGUCCUGACA
This is a messenger RNA of Apodemus sylvaticus (European woodmouse), 2565 nucleotides long. It is a transcript of the gene Pgap6, whose product is annotated as post-GPI attachment to proteins 6. The transcript is spliced from 13 exons. The record is from RefSeq and is a predicted model, not a curated record. Bases 151 to 2460 code for a protein of 769 amino acids. Gene Ontology annotation, cellular component: plasma membrane. Lineage: Eukaryota; Metazoa; Chordata; Mammalia; Rodentia; Muridae.